This is a messenger RNA of Topomyia yanbarensis, 3940 nucleotides long. RefSeq names its product anoctamin-10 (gene Axs). Gene Ontology annotation, biological process: chloride transmembrane transport. Lineage: Eukaryota; Metazoa; Arthropoda; Insecta; Diptera; Culicidae. Gene Ontology annotation, cellular component: plasma membrane. The record is from RefSeq and is a predicted model, not a curated record. Gene Ontology annotation, molecular function: chloride channel activity. The transcript has 8 exons. The coding region runs from base 882 to 3287 and encodes 801 amino acids.
GCAGUCGCUCGGUUGGCCGGUGGAUCAUUCGCUGCCACUUGCCAGUGAGCUGCUAGUCAUUGCGACGAUCGUACGUAUUUGUUACACUGUGUGUAGGGCGAUGUGGCAUUGGUUGUGCUUGAGAGAAGAAUCUUGUCUCCCUUUCUGACCCACUGGGAAGCACUGCAGGAACGAAGGAAAGUAUUUUUUACUUUAUAAGUAUAUUUUGGGAAUUUUCUUUUCAUCCGAAGUGUUAAUUCAAUGAAGGAAAUAUAUUUCGAAGUGAUUAUUAGACUUUACGUUUUCAGUUAAUAUAGUAGACUUCACUGUUCAAGGUUACUGUUCAAUAUCGAUAAAUACACGGAGAGUGGUAAACAUUUUUAUGCUUGAUUCAAUCAGCUGUGAUCAAAGCUAUGUUACUAGGAAGUAUAUGUUUGCAUUUUGCCAACGUUCCUAGAGUGAAACAGGAAAGUAACCAUCGUCACUCUAAUAAAGUGCUAAUGAAAACGGAUACCUCAUGCAAAAUAAAUUUCGCCUCCCCGUGCAGGGCCGAGAAUUGAGUAAUUUACAGAAAUAUCACAACUAAUGUUGAUUUAUAGUCGACGAUUACUCGUGAAUCGAAAUCCAAUGAUACGCUCUAUUUCGUUUCAUAUUGCACAAACGAUGUAAUUCUAAUUCUCUGAAUAAUGAAAAUAGAAAUAUAAUUUUCUUUUCAGCAGUCGCUUUGAGCAAGCUUAUACCAGAGUCAUCUGGUUGUGUUUACAUAAAUACAGCUGUUUUAGGCACGGAGGUGAAGGUCGUCAUCGUGAUACUGUAGCACAGCUGUGAAGCCGGUCUUCAACGGCCCCCUUCAGGACCUGUUGAUCUAAAGUAACAAGACUGAUCAAUAUCUACAGAGUGAAAUGGAUGAUGCUAAAGAGCUGCCCACGAAUCUGUUGGAAAACUCCAUUGCAUCCACCAGGUCUUCUUCAUCUACGAUCCCCACUACACCCUCAUUACAUUAUACUGCAAAAGAGUCACCAGCUAAAACUGUCCGUAGGGGCUACAAACGCACAAAGCAAGCCCGGACAUUCCCGGCUUGGCAUUUGCUGUUGAAAUCUUACGAGAUGAAAAAAUUGAUCUCGAACACUUUUUUCGGCAUCGAUGAUGACGAAGAUAUCGGUAUGAACCGGAAGACUACGAUUCCGUCCAUCCGUCAGCGAAAUUCGCAAAUACACGCAUUGGAGAAUAUGGACCACAAUGAGGAGGAGGAAAAACUACACGAACUUCAUUCGUCGCUGAAACGAGCAAAGAUGCCAAAAAAAUCGGGAAUCUCUUUUGGCGAUGAAGGCCUGCGUAAACGGGGCCGAUCCACGCACCACGAGAAGCAUACUUCAGAUCCGAGCAGCAGUACCAACGAGGACGAGAGUAGAUUUGGAGAGUCGUUUAUGGUUUUAGAAUUCGCCGAGAAUGCCGAGACUGACACGAUCCAGUGGAUCAUCGACAAGAUUCAGGGAAAGAGGGUCGAUGGAGGUGCGGAGCUACUGGUGCGAAAGGAGCCGUUAACCAAAGAAACGCAAACCCUAAACUUGCACAUCUCAGCCACCCAAAUGAAGUUCCUCGAAAUCGCAGACGAUAUGGGCUUCAUGAAGCAAACCAAGACUGGAAUCAUUAGAAAUUUUAACGUCGCCUGCUUGGAUGACUUCUUCUACGACGAAACAAUGGCCGUGGAGGACAUCCUGACGUCGGCCGAUCGCCAAAUCAUUAUCAAAUAUGCUUUGGAAAACAUCAGAACCUUUGAACACGAACACCACAUCCCCGGGACCAAAGUUCAGCUUUACCACGGCCAGUCAAUCAUUCAAGCAGCCCAACAGGCCGAGAUCAUAACCCACUUUUACUCGUUACACGACAAAUCUAAACUGCGCAAACUACGACACGUGUGGAUAAAACCGACCAAACCACAGCCGAUUGACGAGAUACGAGAUUACUUUGGUGAAAGUGUCGGCAUGUACUUCUCCUUCCUCGGUUUCUACACGUACGCUCUGAUAUUCCCAACCGUGCUUGGUCUUCUACAGAUGGCUCUAUCCGAAGAAACGGAGACUGUCCCGUUCUUCUGUAUAUUCUACGUCGCUUGGAUGAAAGUGUUUCUGGAGUUGUGGAAGCGAAAAAGCUCAUCCCACGCGUACCGCUGGGGAACGAUUACAAUGACAAAUCUAGACGAGCCCCGAGUUGGAUACUACGGAAAACUGGGCAGAGAUCCGAUCACCGGCAAAAUGACGCUGCAUUAUCCAAAGUGGAAAACCUACGUACAAAUGUACUUCGUGACGACACCAAUCAUACUUCUGUGCAUUUCGAUUGCCGCAUUUGUGACCAUAUUCCAGUUCUAUGUGGAAAGUUACCUGGCGGAGUUGUACGGACUGGACUCGUACAUCUUGUACGUCCCGUCGAUCGUGAAUGCCAUCUAUAUUGCGAUUUCGACAAUCGCCUACAAUAUGCUAGCGACUUAUCUGACGGACAAGGAAAACCAUCGAACGCAAAGUCAGUACGAACGGCAUCGAGUUAAUAAGUUGAUCGUGCUGGAGUUUGUGAACAAUUUUCUAUGUUUGUUCUAUAUCGCCUUUAUCCUGCAGGACAUGAAAAUGCUAAAAACUCAACUGAUGAUGCAGUUAAUCGUACUUCAAUUCAUCCAGAAUGUGCUCGAAAAUUUAUUCCCCUACAUCAAAAAGAAGGUAGGGCUCAUUUCGACCAAACUGUUCGUGAAAUCAAACUACGAACGGCAACGAAAAGCAUUCGAAGAGUACGAUCAAAUGGGGAUUCAAUCACUGGAUGUGGACGACUAUCGGAUACUUCGAAACAGGAAAGAAUGUAUCCUCGAGGAGUACAAUACGUAUGACGACUACCUGGAACUGUACAUUCAGUUCGGUUACAUGGUGCUAUUUUCGUCAGUAGCACCGAUGACAUCGUUCUGGGCCAUCCUGAACAACGUGAUCGAGAUCCGGCUCGAUGCGUACAAAUUGUGUUCAUUCUUUAAGAGACCCUUUGCUCGACGAACGAAAAAUAUUGGAGCCUGGCAGCUGGCGUUUGAAACGUUGGCCGUCAUUGCCAUUAUGACCAACUGUGGUAUCCUGUACUUGUCGCCACAGAUGAGGGAGUUGGCAACAAAUCUCAGUCCGGAAUCCUACACCAUCACUUUCCUGGUCAUCGAACAUGUUCUGCUCGGACUAACGUGGUUCAUUUACAAGGCCAUUCCUGACACACCGCUGUGGGUGCGAGUGGCACUGGCCCGGGCGGACUACGAGUCUCGACAGGCGCUGAAACGAGAAGACUAGAUAACAAGCCAUAUUACACCAGCCAUGAAAGCAGCAUUUGCGGUUUUGCCAGAUUUUGAUCACAGAGUGCCUUCACUUCACCCUUUCAUCUGAAGAAAGAUGUGUUGUUUUUGGACAUUCUGCCGUGUGUCCAAUCAACAAACUUUCCCCGACUACCAACAUAUUCAGGAAACUUUUCAUAUUUAUACUAUGUAAAAUACACACUUGCUUUACUAACAAUGAAUUAGGCCAUGAAUCCACUAGCAGUGUAACGAGCGUUGUGGUUUGAUCAAUAAGUUUUAACAGAUGUUGCAAUCUAACACUAUAGGCUAGGUUGAUUGAUAUGAAGCAGAGUGUUACUAAAAUAAUCUUACUUAUAAAACAAUGUGAUAAUUCUACGCUCAAAGUUAUUGUUAUAAAAAUACCUAGAUUAAAAGUUGUGACAGCUUUGAUCGUUGAUCGGUCUGUUGACCGCAGCACGGUUUACGCGUGAACGAAACUAAUUACCUUUCUCCAUAUCCAAAAUAGAAUGCCCAGCGCUCUCGAAAUCUACUGUUCAGGCGCUUCCGGAGUGUGUUCGAUACGCAUUCGCUGUUGACCUAGAAGCUCAACAAGUCUAUUUGGCCUACACUUAGAAAUUAUAGUUCAAAUCGAUGGUUCGCUCAAUCUGUGUA